Molecule: messenger RNA, 1011 nt
Organism: Ichthyophthirius multifiliis
Lineage: Eukaryota; Ciliophora; Oligohymenophorea; Hymenostomatida
Exons: 3
Cellular component (GO): cytosol
Source: RefSeq, a predicted model, not a curated record
AUGAAAUCAACAAUAUCAUAUAAUAAAUAAGAAAAUGUAAACGAAUAAACAAGCUAAAUAAUCGAACACUAAACCUUUUAUUAAGAAUAUAAAGAAGAAAGCCAACAUUUAAACUCAAUAAAGAGUUUUAUAAAACUAUAAACCAAUCACAAUAAUAAUAGCAAUGCAUAAAUUUUUGAAAAUAACACUUAAUAAUCAUCAUAGAUAAUAAAGAAAGCAUUUUCUAUAAAAUAGUAUAAUGAAGAUAAUAUUCCGAAUGAUAUCUCAUUAAUUGGAAGUGCAAUUAAUAGUGAAUUUAGGGUAAAGCUAGGUCCCAUAACAAUGAAAAGUGGAUCCAUAUAUACAGGUGAAUGGAAAAAAGGUAUGAAAGAUGGGUUUGGCAAAUUAGAAUAUCCCGAUGGCAGUUAUUAUGAAGGAUAAUGGCUUGAAAAUUAAAUCUAGGGUAAGGGAAAAUUAGUCAAUAUUGAUGGAGAUAUAUACGAUGGUUAAUGGAUUAAUGAUAUGGCUAAUGGUUUUGGAAUUUAUUAUCAUAAAGAAGGAGCUGUAUAUGAAGGGGAAUGGAAAGAUGAUCUUUAAAAUGGUUAAGGGAUUGAAAAAUGGCCUGAUGGGACAAAAUAUGAGGGUGAGUAUUUAAAUGGAAAAAUUAAUGGGAAAGGGAAACUUUAUUUUGAGGAUGGAAGUAGGUAUGAGGGUGAAUUUAAAGAUAAUGAAAUUCAUGGAUAUGGGGAGUAUUAUUGGAAAGAUUGUAAAACUUAUAAAGGAAACUGGGUUUCUAAUUAAACUUGUGGAUAUGGAGAAACUGUUUGGCCAGAUAAAAGAAUAUAUAAAGGAUAAUAUUUAAAUGAUAAAAAACACGGAUAUGGUAUAUUUUAAUGGGAUGAUGAAAAAAGAUAUGAAGGAGAAUGGAUAAAUGGAAAAUAACAUGGGAAAGGGUUUAUAAUAUUAAAUAAAGAAAAAAAAGAAGGUAUUUGGGAAAACGGAAAAAGAAUUUAAUGGGUAAAUGAUUAGUGA